GAAAUAGAUUCUAAUAGUACUGUUGAAUCAUCAGAAAAUAGUGAUAUAGAAAAUCAUUUUGAACAACCAUUAAUUCAAUUAACAAAACAUAAUAUUGUUAAUAAUAUACAAUAUUAUUUAACUCCUAUUGAAUAUCCUACAACUGCUAAUGAAGAUAUUGCUCAUAUUUUUU
Molecule: messenger RNA, 172 nt
Organism: Racocetra persica
Lineage: Eukaryota; Fungi; Glomeromycota; Glomeromycetes; Diversisporales; Gigasporaceae
Source: the annotation of a GenBank genome assembly